Amphiprion ocellaris (clown anemonefish) is the source of this 1773-nucleotide messenger RNA. RefSeq names its product leukocyte cell-derived chemotaxin 1-like. Gene Ontology annotation, biological process: negative regulation of angiogenesis; negative regulation of endothelial cell proliferation. Lineage: Eukaryota; Metazoa; Chordata; Actinopteri; Pomacentridae. The transcript has 7 exons. The coding region runs from base 110 to 1060 and encodes 316 amino acids. The record is from RefSeq and is a predicted model, not a curated record.
AGAAGGAGGGUCCAUCCUCCACCUCCCCCUCAGAGAGAGAGAGGAAGGGGGGGAGACAGAGAGAGAGGAGCUGGUGGAUUGGGGUUUCCUCAGGUGUUUAGCUCCAGUCAUGGCCGGGAAUUCAGAGAAAGUACCUAUCGCCUCAGCGGGACCAGAGGACCUGCAUCAGUUCAUGCCUCCGGCUUACUCCGCCGUGGCGGUCAAACCUGCCGCCACCGGCCGCCUCCUGAAGGCCGGGAUCGCGGUGCUCAUAGCCGGAGCCCUCCUGCUUCUGCUGGGAGCAGUCGGAGCUUUCUACUUCUGGAACAACAACGAAAAACAUGUCUACAAUGUCCACUACAGCAUGAGCAUCAAUGGCAAAGUGGAGGAGGGUUCAAUGGAGAUCGACACGGCCAACAACAUGGAGAGGUUCAGCACCGGCAGCGGGUCGGACGAGGCCGUCGAGGUCCACGACUUUGAGAUUGGGAUCACAGGGAUCCGGUUUGCAGGAGGAGAAAAGUGCUACAUCAAGACGCAGGUGAAAGCUCGCCUGCCUGAUGUGGAGGCUCUGAACAAGGACGCUUUGACGUUUGACCUGGAGGACGAGGUGAUGCCGGCCAAGUUUGAGGACGAUCUGAUCUGGGUGGCGGCCGACACUCCCCUCUCGGACUCCACCUUCCUCAGCAACAAGAUCAAGGACUUGUGUGAAGAUCUACCAAUUUUCUGGCUUCGCCCCACCUACUCAGCCAGCAGCCAGAGGAAGAGGAGGGCUGCCCCCCGCCAGCGCCGGCAGUCAGCCGGGGUCGAAGAGGAGGAGGACGUGGAGGCAGAGUUCAACCCGGAGAACCCCUAUCAGAGAGGCCUCGAGGGCGAGCAGGGCACCAUGGACAUCGACCCCAUGCUGGACCACCAGGGCGUGUGCUGCAACGAGUGCCGUCGCGGCUACACCCACUGCCAGAGGAUCUGCGAGCCCCUGGGCGGCUACCACCCGUGGCCCUACCACUACAGGGGCUGCAGGGUGGCCUGUAGGAUCAUCAUGCCCUGCAAGUGGUGGGUGGCUCGCAUUCUGGGUCUGGUGUAAACACCCCCUAACCUGAGAGAUGGUAAAGUCCAGGAGGGGGGGAGUCAGGGAGGGGAGGGGAGGGGGGUUCCAAGGGAGGGGAGAUGAAGGGAAGAAAAGGGAGAUGGUGGUUUUGUUAUUCUCAUCUACUGUAGGCACCUGAGCAGAUCGGAGCAAAACGAACAGCAGCAGUGAGCGUGUCCACAGUCUGAAUGCAUGGUGCCGAAUCUGGGACAGUCGUGAUCUCACAUGUGAAGGUACGCAGUGUCUUCACGCUGCUCGGCUCGUCUUAUUAAAAAAACAUAGCAGCUAUCGAUUUAGAUCCCUCUGAAGUGCGGCGCAACAUGCUGUCAGAAUGAAUAUACAGUAACUUAUGAUAAGCAGCAUCCAGCGGCUCCACACCAUUUUAAAGCAUGUAUAACACCACCUAUUUAUCUAUAGGAGAAGCUUGUAUUUAUAGUCUUUCACUCUUUGCUUUCUGUAAAUAAAUGUAUAGGGAAGCUCAAUAGCAGCCACCUGCCCUGAAUAGCAUCUACUGCUUGUUUUACCUAUUAUCAAUUUAGCGAGAAAUAUUUUUGACUGCUGUGUUUUUCCCAUUUGUUCUUGUGAGUAGCUCUCAUUAAAACAAUCUACUGUUUGCUUCCUCUCACAAACUUUCAUCUAAACGUAUUUUUAUCUGCAUUGAAGAGGCUAUAUCAAAGUGCAAUAUCAGUGAAUAAACUUUUUUAAGUAAA